AUGGAGUUUGAGAUGGUGGCGAGCGUGACCAGCUCGACUAGCGCAGCCUGCUCGAGCUCGACCAGCUCGUCGACAAGCUCGGGCACCACAAGUACGACGACCGGGACCGGGACCGGGACCGGGACUGGGACUGGGACCGGCACCGGAACCGGAUCGGGGAUCGGGACUAGCACAGCAAGCUCCCUUGACUCCUCGGGCAUGCUUGCAUCAAGCACGUCGUCGCAGACGGCGGCUUGGCGCGACGUGAUUGUAUCUGAGCUGACGGUGGAGACCAAGACCGGCGAGGUGGUGGUGGACGGGGCGUCGAUGUGGCUGCGGAGCGGGCGGCUGACGCUGCUGGUCGGUCCGGCUGGCUCGGGCAAGACGGUGCUGCUGGAGACGCUGGCGGGGCGGAUGGGGCGUGGGCUGGGCAUUGGCUCGGGCACAGUGUCGCUGGGCGACGAGACGGUGGCAUCCGCGCAGUCGGGCAUCCGCAAGGCGGUGCGCGACCGGAUCGGGCUGGUGACGCAAGAGGACAUUGUGCUGGAGAGUACGACGACCCGUGAGUCGCUGCAGUUUCUGGCGGCGGUGUACCACGGAAGCAGCAGCUCCGCGGAGCGGGAGAAGAUCAUCGACUCGGUCCUCGCCUCGCUAGGCAUGACCAAGGUGGCGGACACGGUAGUCGGGACGCCGGGGCUCAAGCGCGGGCUCUCAGGUGGCGAGCGAAAGCGGGCUAACAUUGCGCGGGCGCUGGUGAGCCAACCAGAUGUGCUGCUGGUGGACAACCCGACGGCCGGCCUGGACUCUGCCACUGCAGUGGUGGUGAUCGAGGUGCUGGCGGCGCUAGCGCGAUCGGCACAAAUCCCUGUUGUGGUCGCACUUUCUCAGGGUGCGGUCGAGGUCUUUGAUGCUUUUGAUGAUGUGGUUUGCCUCGCCAGCGGCGGGCGGGUUGCCUUUGCCGGCUCCGGCGCGGACCUGCUCCCGCACUGGGGCGCUGCAGCCGGCAUGGAGUGCCCAGAUGGGGUGAGCCCGAUCGAGUUUGUGGUCGAGGUGCUGGCAGGCCCGGAAGCUGGUGAGAACGCUAGCGGAUCCGGCAGCAGCUCCGGCAGUCGAUCCGGUAGCGUGUCGUCCAGCUCAAGCUCCGGAGGCGGAGUCCGAUACGCGUUGGCGGAGGAAGGUAAGGGCGGCAAGAGCAUGUUGGAGCGCGCGCUGGCGGUCUCGCCGCAGGUAGCGCUGCCUACUAUGAGUAAGAGCCUGAGCUCGCCGCGUAGGCAUGGCGAUGACGACAGCGAUGGGAGCGGAAAGAACUGUGGCGGAUGCAGCGACUCGCUGCGGCGGACCGGGCGCGGGUUCUGGCAGCUUAUCAAGCGCAACACGGCGGUGAUGAGGCGAAGCACCGAGGCGACAGGCGCGCGACUGGUGCAGGCGCUGGUAUUCUCACUGCUCAUGGGCGUGCUCUACUACCAGAUUCCGCGCGGUCAGGACGCCGGCUACGACCGCGGCGGGCUCCUUCUGCUGGCGUCUGUCAUGCCGAUGUUCUCGGCGAUGGAGGCGGCGGUGGCGGUGUUCAUGGCCGAGUUUGCCACUUACCGGCGUGAAGUCAAGGAGGGCGUGUACGGGCCGGGCACGUACCUACUGGCCAUGAUUGUAGCGGAUCUCCCGUGUCUUGCGGUGGUCAUGAUCCUUGCCAUUGUGCCGGUCUACACGCUCGCAGGCCUCACGGCGACCUUCAAGGCCAUUGCGGUCUUUACGGUCGCGAACACGCUCCUUGCUUUGCUAGGCAGCUGGAUGGGCGUCCUGCUUGCGGCGCUGUCGGGCGAUGCCAACACGGCCAACAUCCUUGCGUCUGCGGUUGUGCUGCCGGGCAUGAUGUUCACCGGCGUGAUGCUCAAGUUUGACAACAUGUGGACCGGCUUUGCGCUUCUGCGGCACCUCUCGUUCCUCCGCUACGGCUUUGCGUCAAUGAUGAUUGCCGAGCUGGAGGACAUGACGCUAUCAUGCACAGACGACGAGGCCAUCAACGGAACUUGCCCCAUCGUCAGCGGGCAGGCCGUCCUCGACCAGCUGCAGGUUGAGCGCGACGGCGGACUCGCCUACUCGAUGGGCAUGCUCACCCUCUGCGUGGCUGUCAUCGGCGAGGACGAUUGGCUGCUGUCACCGCUGGCGAUGGUCCCGCUCUCGGCAGACGUGUCGCUCGACAAUCAGCAUCUUGAAGCCGCCCAGGCUCUGCGGCACCAGCUGGCGACACCAAGCCCAAGGGCGAGCGACCACGAGGCAGCAAGAUCGCUGGACUCACUCUCGCUGCCGCUGCCACUGGCGCUGGAUGGUCCAGUGCCGGUGGUGAAGCAGCCGGGCGAUGAGCAGAGUCUUAAGCGGCGGCGGGCGGCGGCGGAGGGCGACGACGAGAACGAGGACGAGGCUGGGGCAUGGGAGCUCGCCCGCGCACUGAAGAGGCGGGCACACUUGGGCUCGAUGUCUGCAGUACGGCACUUGCUUUCGACGUUCGGACGGCUGGUGGCGCCGACGCUGGGCCUGGCGACUCCAUACGGAUGGGGCGGCCUCUUUCCGCGGGCAGCAGUGAUGCAGCUCGACGCCAUCUCAGCGGUGACGCUCCGCGGGAUGGGCGAGACUGCUGCAGCGCACUCGGCCAUUUCGUCGGCCAAGGCUCGACUGGCGCGAGUUUAUGACGUGCCGUCGCUCGAGGUGGCGUACGGCCACUUUUUGGUCACCACCUACUUUGUGGGCGUUAAUCACGCCGAGGCGGCGCUGCACGCCGGAUGCUGUAUUGCGAUUCUGCGCGCAAUGGCUCGGACAGCAGGGGCCACCCUGCCAGCGCUACACUCGAAGCUCUCAUUUGAUACCGUUUCUACGCUUGUACGGGCGCUGAUGGAGCUCUCCGAGGUGUACGCGACUCGGAUGGUGGCAGCGAACUCAAUUAAGGCGCUGGCGCUGCGCCACGCGUCGAGCCCACCACUCUUUCUCUCAUUUCCGGCCGAGGGCUCGUCGCGGGCAAAAGAAUCGUGCGAGUCGGGAAGCCUGGCUGUGCCAGUCAUGGUACCGGAGCGGUGCGCCGCGCUGCUGUCUGCGUUCCGGUCCGGCGAUCGCGGCGCGGUGCGUGCGCUGCUCCCGCCAUCACUCACGGUUGCCGACCAUUCGCCGAUAUCAUACGAGCUUUUCAUGGUCCUGUACCGGGCGCUUGGGCCAACGAUGGAAGCAGUGCUCUCGGUGCCACCGCAUCCCAGCACUGACCCGGUGCCACGCGAGCUGCUGUCGCUCGCCGCCGCGCUGUACAAUGCGGACCUGCCCGAGCCAAGCGGCGAGGUCUCGUACUGGAAUACACUUGUCGGCCUCGAUCUCAUUGACGGGUGCUCCGGCCGAAGCUAUCCAGAUCGCGACGCUUCUUUGCUGGACGCACUGGGUACGCUUCCGCUGUUUACCCAAUUCAUGGACUUGCUUGAUGAGGACCUCGCUGCCGGCGUCCCUAGCCACGAGCUCUGCUGCGGCGAGCAAACGAGCUUGUUUCAAGCUUUUGUCAUUGUCUCACACGCCUAUUUUAUGGCGCUGUCAGACAUGUGUGAGACUGCCAAGGUAGCAGCGUCGAUGGAGCGCAUGCUGACACUGCUCGAGAGCGUGAGAGACCAGCUUGCGGCCGGGUGGACGUUCUCGAUCAUGACCCUAGUCAUGGCCGCCUGUGUCGCAGUCCUCGUCAAGUCGAGCCAUGACUUUAUCUCCCGCAUCCUUGCGCUCGGCGAGGCCAUUCCCAGCGAGAACGCUCCGGUGUGGACCAUGGUCGGGCGGAUACUACGGACAUCGACGAGCUCACUCCCCAGGCCUGCUGCGCCUUUUGGGGUGGGGGUGUAA
Molecule: messenger RNA, 3840 nt
Organism: Thecamonas trahens ATCC 50062
Lineage: Eukaryota; Apusomonadida; Apusomonadidae
Exons: 2
Coding region: 1-3840 (1279 amino acids)
Cellular component (GO): membrane
Molecular function (GO): ABC-type transporter activity; ATP binding; ATP hydrolysis activity
Source: RefSeq, a predicted model, not a curated record